This is a messenger RNA of Lates calcarifer (barramundi perch), 1471 nucleotides long. Its product is annotated as T-cell ecto-ADP-ribosyltransferase 1. The transcript is spliced from 4 exons. NCBI's taxonomy places the organism in Eukaryota, Metazoa, Chordata, Actinopteri, Centropomidae. Gene Ontology annotation, molecular function: NAD+-protein-arginine ADP-ribosyltransferase activity; NAD+ poly-ADP-ribosyltransferase activity. The record is from RefSeq and is a predicted model, not a curated record. Bases 498 to 1310 code for a protein of 270 amino acids.
CCCCACUGAGCCCAGGUCGAGUGAAGUACACAGGUUUAGAUCUGAGUGGCUGAGCAGUGACUGUGAAGACUGGGAGCUCAGAGUCCAGAACCUGCAUGAUCCAGUCUGCUUCCACUCUGGCUAUGAAGCUCUUGGCGCUCUGGGUUCUGGUUUUCAGACUCUUCUCCUGGUUCAGCUAAACUCUGACUCAGAUGAGCACAAACCUGUGAAUAAAAUGUGCAUCGAUACACAAACAUGAGACCACACGCUCACACUCACACCCUUUUACCCUUCACACGUUCACCCACGUGUCUCGGCAGACGUGUCGACCUAUUUGACCACAGAGACGACGGCAGCCCACCUUCUCAUCUCUGAGCUCUGAGGCUUCACCCUGCUCUGCGUCCUGUUUUUUGAAGCAACGUCUGACACAAGAGUUUCCUUCAGGAUUAAUAAAGUUCUGUCUCAUCUCAGCUGUGAAGACGUCGAAGGUUUCUCUUCCUCCUCGUACAGGAACAGUGAUGAACAGUAACAUGCUGCUGUUUGCUCUGCUGUCUUUACUCUGCUGGGUUUCACCUGCAGACACUGGGAAGAUCAGUUUCAGAUUCACCUCCCAACAUACCAAACCCAUCAAACCCAUCAGAAUGAGCAUGGUCUUAGAGGCUGUUGAUGACAUGUACUUUGGCUGCAACAAAACAAUGGCAAAAACCGUGAACAAGUACUUUGAAAGAGAGAACGAAAAUGAAAUGUUCCAAACGGCCUGGAAAACAGCUGAACGUUGUACAAACAGAAAACAGAAAGAGAACAAGGCUCUGGGCAGACAUCAUAUUCAGGCGAUCUGUGUUUAUACGUCUAGUUAUAAAGACUUUUAUAAGAGCUUUAAUGAGCAUGUGAGGAAUGACAGGAGCAGGUACAGACCUGAACCUGCUCAGACCUCCUUCCCAUUUCACUUCAUGCACUUCUGGCUGACAUCUGCCAUCCAGAUCCUCAGUGACAACAUGAACUGUCACACCACCUACCGCAGGACCAACCUGCACUUUACUGCCAAGCUCAACCACAUUGUCCGGUUCGGUUUCUUUGCCUCCAGCUCUUUUAAAACCACACUGUACCGCUUUGGAAAGAAGACCUGCUUUGAGAUUAAAACCUGUUCAGGUGCUUUCCUGGGAAAUUACUCAUAUCUUGGCACUGAAGAGGAGGAGGUGCUCAUCCCACCCUACGAGUUGUUCAUGGUGGCGAAGGGUCCUCGUGUUGAAGGUCUGAGUGACUGUGAGGUCGUCAUUAUUCUACAGAGCGUGGGAGUCCAGAGCAAUCUGAACUGUAAAGCUGUGUACUGAUCAGAGACCAGUGGACUCAGUCCAGACCUCUGUAAACCCUCUGUCUUUUUUACUGUUGCAGGAACAAAUAUUCAGCGUUCAACAACUAUUGUGAUGUUGGUUUUAAAACGAUCUGUAUUUCUUUGUUUGUGGAAAUUUUCUUCAUGAAAUCAUUAAAUUUG